CAGACCUCUCUCUCUCUCUCUCACACACUCACAGCUGUUUAUACUUCUCUUUCCGAUGAGCAGCGGAGCCGUCGGAGAGCACAGGCUGCAGGAGUCCGGAGGAAUCGGCGGCUCCACCGGAGAGCAUCUGUACGGGAAAAAUCUGGACGACUAGUUUUGAUUUUUUAACAUUUUUUCUGAUCAACUACACGGCUUUCGCUCUCUUUAUCAUCCCGCUCUUCCUUCUUCUUGUGUAUGUCCGUCCCGGCUGCUCCGUUGGAAUCUGGAGUACAGGCGCGGGAUCAGCAGCAGCAGAGUGAAAACAGAGACAUGAGUUUCUGCUGCCCGCUUUCUCCCGUUCACUGACAGAAGAGGGAAACGCAAGGUAAACGGGUCGAAGCGGCAGCCAUAGACGAAGAGGCGAAGGCGAAGGCGAAGCAGUCAUGAGCGCGGACGGCCAUCAGGCGGUGGUGACCACUCCUCCGCCGCCCAGCGGGGGCACCAAGGAGCGCUACUUUGACCGGAUCAACGUCAACGACCCAGAGUACAUCAGAGCCAGGAACAUGUCGCCGGACCUCCGGCAGGACUUUAACGUUCUGGAGCAGAAGAAACGCGUCACACAGAUACUACAGAGCCCAGCCUUCAAAGAGGAGCUGGAGUGCCUGAUCCAGGAGCAGCAGCGGAAAGGGAACAACCCGACCGGACUGCUGGCCCUCCGGCAGAUCGCCGACUUCUUCAUGGCCAGCUCGGUGGCCGGCUUCAACACUUCCCCUCUCAGUCUAGGGAUGGUGACUCCCAUCAACGACUUGUUCGGGGUGGAGUUCGCCUCCAUGGUGAAAGGCGAGAAGUUGACGCGCUGCAAACUGGCCAGCCUCUACAGACUGGUGGACCUGUUCAGCUGGGCCCACUUUGCCAACUCCUACAUUACAGGCCGAGUGAGUAAAGAACAGGACCACAUACUCAUCAUCCCCAGAGGUCUGUCGUUCGCUGAAGCUUCUGCAUCAAACCUGGUGAAGGUGAACAUCAUCGGGGACGUGAUCGAGCAGGGCUCCACCACCCUGCGGAUCGACUCGGCCGGCUUCAGCCCGCACGCCGCCAUCUACUCCAUGCGUCCGGACAUCCGCUGCAUCAUACACGUUCACACUCCCGCCACGGCGGCUGUGUCAUCGAUGAAGUGCGGCCUCCUGCCAAUCUCCCAGGAAGCGUUGAUCUUGGGAGACGUCGCCUACUACAACUACCAGGGCAGCCUGGACGACCAGGAGGAGCGCAGGGAGCUGCAGAAAGCCCUCGGCCCAACAGCGAAGAUUUUGGUGCUGAGAAAUCACGGCGUGGUCGCUCUCGGGGAAACCGUCGAAGAGGCCUUUCACUACAUCUACAACGCCCAGUACGCCUGCGAAAUCCAGGUCAAUGCUAUCUCGUGUGCUGGAGGAGUGGACAACCUCAUAAUGCUGGACCCUGAGAAGUACAAAUCCCGCGUGUUCGCCGUGGCGUCGGCAGCGGACGUCAACAUGGCCGGCCAGUACAAGUGGAAGGUCGGAGAGCUGGAGUUUGAGUCUCUGAUGAGGAUGCUGGAUAAUCUGGGCUACAGAACGGGCUAUGCCUACCGACACCCCAUCGUUCGGGAGAAGCCGAGGCACAAGAGCGAAGUGGAGAUCCCCGCCACCGUCACGGCCUUCACGUUCGAGGAGGACGUCGAGGCCCUGCGGCUGCCCUUCAAGUUCCUCCAGCAGCGGCAGCAGAGGGAGAAGACACGCUGGCUCAACUCCCCCAACAGCUACACCAAGGUCAGCGUGGAGGCCGGAGAGGAGCGCUGCAACAGCCGGACGACCACGUGGAUGAGGGCGGAUGAAACGGGAACUCCGAUCCGGAUUGAAGACCCAAAUCAGUUCGUCCCUCUAAACACAGACCCCAGCGAGGUGCAGCAGAAGAGGAACAAAAUCCGAGAGCAGAACCGGUUAGAUGUGAUGACGUCAGGUCCGCGCUCUCAGCACCUCGCCGGCAUUCCUGUCGAUCAGCCACGACAGGAUCUGGGGCAGAUAGACAUGCUGCCAUACGUGCCCACAGAGGAGGAGCAGAUGGCUCCUCUUCCUCCCAACCCGUUCAGCGAGCUGUUGGAAAAGGAGCAGCACCACAAAAACGUGGAGAGAAGGCAACUUGGCCUCAGCGAUGGCGAGCACGAGCUAACCUCCGACGACGGCUCCACGCUCUCUCAGUCUCUGUCUGUCACCCAGUCUCCGCAAAGCACUCCGGCUAAAGAAGAGAACCACACGGGCCUGAUGAACGGCAAGGACAACCACGACGACGAGCUCUCCAAGCGCGUCAGUCAACUGACCACCAGCGUGGAGAGCGUGGAGAUCACCGUGCGCCCCGGCGAGAAGAUCGAGGAGCCGCUGUCCCCCGAGAGCUCCCCCUCCAAGUCGCCCAACACCAAGAAGAAGAAGAAGUUCCGCACGCCGUCGUUCCUGAAGAAAAACAAAAAGAAAGAGAAGACGGAGGCCUGAGAGGAGCGAGCGGGCGAAGUUGGGAAGAGCGCGCCCGCGGAAAGAGGGUGUCGAAUUCCCCCCACCCCACCUUUUUUUGUCAGUCUGUUUGUUUUUUUUGUUUUGUUUUUAAUUAUAUUUGAUUUGUUUUUUAACCAGAGGUUUUAUGUACAAAAGGCAGAGGAAAGAUUUAACAAGAAAAAAAACACACAAAAAAACCCAGCAGUUUGGGAUUUUUAUGAAAACGUCAUUUUGCAAAGAAAGAAUGUUUGUGAGAUUUUGGGGCAGGUGGGUGUGUGAGCUGCAGCAGAUGGGAGCGAUAUAAAUUUAAAAAAAGGACAGGCGUGGGUGUGUCUACGUACCUGAUAUCUCAUGCAGUACUCUAACUCGGCUCCUUGGAAGCGUCACUUGUAGAUCCUGAAUAACUGGCUCCUCUCCCCCGUGUUUCUAACCUCGGCUCAAUACUAAACUGGAAGCCUCUUUGUCCUUCACAUAUUCCUUAAUAUUCCACCUCGCUCUUAUUUUGUCUCGCUUGUCUGCACAGAAAACAUAAAAAUUUAACAUCUCACUGGAAAAACUAGUUUUGGGGAAUAAAGGCAGUCGGAGGAUUUGAGCUGAUGUAUUUGCCGUGGCUCCCAAAUGACUCUUGGUGACUUCUUUCUCCGAAGGAGGAUUGUGUUUUCUAGAUACGGUUAAAGCUCGUCAGAGUAGAUAAGAGAGGAUGAAUUCUGGCUGCUUCCAACUGCAUUAUCUCAUAUUUAUGUAGCAUUUUGAUAUGGCGUCCUCUUCAUCUCUCUCCGCUGUUGUUUUUGUUUGCCAAGAUGACUGGGAGAAAAUCUUGUUUUAUUGAAGAAACCGCUGUUUGUUUCAUGAAAUGUGAUUUUUUUAUUUUUUUUACUGAAUGCAGCUUUACGUUCGUCAGCUCCAUCUUGCACUAGGCUUGGGCCAAUUACCAGCUUCGGUCUUACACAGGUGCUUCUCAAUAAAUUAUAAGAUCAUGUAUUUCAGAACUGAGACUACACCUGGCUGUCACAACAGCACAUUUUUCUGGAUAAUAAAUUGUCCCAGAAAUGAUUGCGAUAAAUGAUAAUAUUGUCAUUUUGAGAUCAUUUACAAGCGAUAUAUUGCGAGUGUGCUCUCUCAAAGACUAAUAAAAGUUAAUUUUGUUCAGAACACUCCAUACUGGACCUGGAGGAUAUUUUAAAUAGCCAAAAUAAAACACAACCACCAAAGACGGAAACAAACAUUCCGAUGAUGAUUCUAAUUAAAAAAAACAUUUUGCACUUCAGUAAUUAAAUAUCCAGCUAAUGCAUCUAAAGUUUCCAACUUUAAAAACAAUUCCCUGAAUUUUGCAACGCUGAUGUAACACCUCCCAGACUUUUCAACCCUCACAAACGUAGUUUUGGCCUUUCUCUUCAACUAGACACACUCUGCUGAUACAACUUUUGCAUUUACAUUGAUCCAAACACACACAUUCAGUCCAGGUGCUAAAACUAAAGGAGCGCCCCCUAUCACUCGUUGUAAGUACUGCAGGGAUUUACAAACUUCUACAAAACCUAGCAGGUGUUAAUUCCUCACAUUUCAUUUGGUCUUCUUCUCAAAAUAAUAGACUGGUACAGCUAACAUAACUGUAAUAAUGUUAUAUAAUGUGUCAAAUAAUUGUUGCUUUUUUUAAAAUUCGAAAUGGUAUCAAUUAUGUUACAGAUUUUUGAGUGAAUACCAUGAGACUGUGGUGUUUUCACUGUUAUUGUGUAGUUAAAAUCUCACACUGCCGAGUGCUGGCACACUUCUGAACUGGAGUCCCGGCGUAGCGCCGGUUUUAGCGAGAGCCGGAUAUCCUGGCUAGCGUCGUAAUCCCGAGGAACACUCUGUUCCUACUCAGCACAAUAAUGUUAAAACUGGAUAUGCCGGCUGUCGACUUGCAAGUUUGAGCUUCUAUUCUGUCAUAGUGCAGCACUUUUCUUGCAGAAUAUAUAAUGUGGGGGUAUUUUUGUUUCUGUUUUGUUCUUUCACCGGCGAAGGAGAUUAUGAAGUAUUCGGUAGAAUUCGUGCAAGUGGCAAGCGAGGAAUGGUGUUCGAGAAAAGUCAGGGCCAAGAAAGUGAGCGGAAAGAAAAGAGAGGGAUAAUCUCGGGUGAAAUAAAAAAAAAGGUUUUGAUCGGAUCCCGUUCGUGUCUUUGUUGUUGUUCAGAACUGAUCGGCCCCAGGCGCGUUGCUCUGUAAUGUUGUUAAACAGAUACUUUCUUGAUCCAUUUCUGAUUUUAUCCUUGCUGCACAAUCUUAUUCGGAGUCCAAUCAAAAGUCCUGUAGUAGCUGUGCACCGACAGCAGGUGGCGACAUUAUCAAUAAUAAAUGCAUCAAAAUGGAAAAGAAAGCAUCCCCGGUUUAUUGUGAAUGCUUAUACAUUAUUUUACUCUCCAUUUAAAAACUAAUUAUUUCACAAAGACCUCCAAUGUCACAGUUAUUAAGUCCCUGGCACAUUGUUGUUGGUUUUCUAGCUGUAGGGGUCACGUCAGGGCUUUGUGGUGUCCACAGUCCUCCCACCACCAUGUGGCGCUGUAGGAGUCGGUGUUCUUUGGGUCACGGACCUCUCCCUUCGUCCUCCAAGCAAGAGUUAUGUCUCCCUGGCCAAAGAGAUGUAGCUUUGUCCAGUCUGACCAGAGGACACACUUUUUUUAGACUACUUAUUUUCUUUCUUGCUUUCUUUACCUUUACGCGAGCCGUACCUUCUUCUGAUUCGUGGCUCUCUUUGAAUCCAUUAACGAUUCUUGACACUUAAAAAUGCUGCUUUAUCAGCGUCAACAACUCUUUUUCUCAAAUCUAAUCUUUUGUUAUUUUCUCUUUUUUAGUGUUGAGCCUUUCUCAAGCGGCAGCUUCUAAAGUCUCUAUACUCUGUGUAAACCGAGAUAAAUUUCUUAGUUUUAAGUAGGGAUACACCGAUAUGAAAAUGUAGGCUGAUAUUGAUAUCCGAUGCUAUUGUAGCCAAAACCUGAUAUUCAUCGAUUUAUCGUAUGUAUAUACUUUCAUACACCGUUUGAAAGCGACCACAGUCUGCGCCGCCUCUCUGCUUCAGUUAAACAUCCCACAAUUCUGUGCUGCAUCACUACCACAUGACCAAAUAAACACCACAUGACCAACUCCAUCCAAAACACACACUCACACAAACGGCAACAAGAUGGAAAUAAAUAUCAGGUAGUAAUAUCUGCUCAGUUUUACUAAUCGGACCGGUACCGGUGUUGUUGUUGUUCUGUUCAUCCCUAGUUUUAACUUGAUUUACUGGCUAAAUAAGAAAGUGAGUUCUUAAAGUGGCAAUUAAAAAGUUGUGUAAUGAGCUGGUAAGUUUUGUUUUGCUUUCUGAAAUGCUUGCCAUCGAGUGGAAACACAAAAUGAUGUAAACUUUGAAAGGUAGUUUGGAAAAUUGCUAAUCUGAAUCUGCCCUACUCUCUUAGAAAAAACACUCAGGAAAUAUUUGGCAAAAUGUAAAACUUAGCAAGGAAAUAGUCUCGGUUUACACUCGAUCUUUUUGUCUAUUUGCUUUUUUCUUUCUUUUUCUCUUAAUCUCCACUUUUAAAAGCAUUUCCAAAAAAAAAAAAAAAAUCUCAGUGUUUGUUACCUGUAAGCGGAGUGGAAAAUCUCAGUUUUCCUAAAAGCAUCUAGGCUGUGUCUGGAUGGGGCCUGAGAAAAGGGAGCCUGGUGUGUUGGUGUGUUCUUCUUAAAGCCAUGCUGUAAUGUUUUUUCUUUUCUUUUCCAGCUUUAUUAAGACAAAGGUUAUGAUUCUCAUCUGCCUGCUCAGGCUUCACGGUUCCUCUCUGUGAAACAUUUACAAAAUCCCCGGCGACUGCACUGACUCUCCUCAGGGCUCCAGAAUCUCCCAUCUCAUAACCACAUACUUGAUUUGUCCUAAUUUCCUCUAAGAACUGGAACAGGACAUGAUGGAUGCUUUUAUUUUCAUUUGAUCCAACUCUGAGCCCAGUUAUGCAUUUCUCAAAACAGUCUCACUGCAACAGUCAGAUGACCCUCAGCUGAACUCUGUUCAGCCCAAACCGGUGAUGUCUUGCUGCGCUUGCCCCUUUUCCCUCCCUUCCCCCCGUUGCCAAUUAAAUAAAUGUACCAAUAUCCCAGCUAGCAAUGUGAAGUAUUGGAUUUGGAGGGCGGGAGCGUCUUUAGCUGCGUUAAACACCGGCUUCCUGGGGUCUGGGAGAGGGUGGGUGUGGGGCGGAGUCGCGCAACUGGAAGGUGGAAGGAAGCGAGGCGUGGCGUGGCGUGGUGUUGGAACUGGAGUUUGUGUGUUGUAGCUAGAGACAGGAAUGGACGAGCUGAAACUAACACACCAUGUUUUUUUUUUUGUUGUAUCACUCAGAUUGUCUUUUUUUUCUUCCUCCUUCCAUAACAUCUCUCCUUUUGAAAAUGUCUUUUUUUCCCCUCCAUCCAUUUGUACCAGAGUACGCUAUCUUUCCUUUUAGUUUGCAGAGAGCUCCAGGCCUCCUAAGUAUUUCAUGAGCUGAUCCUGCUCUCAGAUGAACUGAAUGUGCAUUUCAUUCAUUCUUUCUUUUUUCUCUCUCUCUCUUCUUGUGUUUUUAACAGUUUGCACCUUGCUUUACUAAUGCCUCUCUAUCCAUUUUUUUUUGUUUUUCUGUCAAAAAGAAAAAGAAUGCAUUUUUAUUUUUUUUGCUUUGGCAUGUCAGAAUGAGCCAAGCUACUUUGUGACCUGUGAAAAUCCUAUAUAAAUGAUUAUCUAAUGGAGUUGCUUUUAGAUGUGUUGCUAAUCUGUGUAAAUUCACAAAUAAAAACUGUAUUUUAAGAAAA
Poecilia reticulata (guppy) is the source of this 7263-nucleotide messenger RNA. It is a transcript of the gene add3a, whose product is annotated as adducin 3 (gamma) a. The record is from RefSeq and is a predicted model, not a curated record. Gene Ontology annotation, molecular function: actin filament binding. Gene Ontology annotation, biological process: barbed-end actin filament capping. Lineage: Eukaryota; Metazoa; Chordata; Actinopteri; Cyprinodontiformes; Poeciliidae. Gene Ontology annotation, cellular component: cytoskeleton; plasma membrane; postsynaptic density.